AUGAAAGCCAACAAGAUCAGAUACACCCCAUAUAUCGCCGACGAAGCCGUCCGAAACAUCAACCGUGCCAGACAAAACUUCGGAUCUCUGGUCAAGGCCAAAUUUAUGGAUAAUGCGCCGUUCCCUAUCACCGCGCCUAUUGAUAACGAGACCGAGCUGAACAAUACCGUUCCCGAUGCGCAGACGUUCGAACAUAGACUUCAUCAAUUGGAGUUGUUGCGGUAUAUGGAGAGGUUUGACUCGGAGGCUUUGAAGGAAGUUGAGCGGACGAAGAAGGGGAGUAAAUCUCGAACUAGGUAG
Penicillium canescens is the source of this 300-nucleotide messenger RNA. RefSeq lists its product as uncharacterized. The record is from RefSeq and is a predicted model, not a curated record. Lineage: Eukaryota; Fungi; Ascomycota; Eurotiomycetes; Eurotiales; Aspergillaceae. The coding region runs from base 1 to 300 and encodes 99 amino acids. The transcript has a single exon.